Messenger RNA from Nannospalax galili (Upper Galilee mountains blind mole rat), 954 nucleotides. Its product is annotated as olfactory receptor 1020-like. The transcript has a single exon. NCBI's taxonomy places the organism in Eukaryota, Metazoa, Chordata, Mammalia, Rodentia, Spalacidae. Gene Ontology annotation, molecular function: G protein-coupled receptor activity; odorant binding; olfactory receptor activity. Bases 22 to 954 code for a protein of 310 amino acids. The record is from RefSeq and is a predicted model, not a curated record. Gene Ontology annotation, biological process: sensory perception of smell; G protein-coupled receptor signaling pathway. Gene Ontology annotation, cellular component: membrane.
AAACCCAAAUCGCUGCAGAAAAUGAGUCUACACAACAGCAGCGUGAAGGCUGAAUUCCUUCUGCUGGGAUUUAGUGAUCAUCCAGAGCUCCAGAGUCUCCUCUUCGCUGUGUUUUUCUCCAUCUACUCUGUUACUCUGAUGGGGAAUCUGGGGAUGAUUUUAUUGAUCACAUUCAGUUCCAACCUGCACACCCCCAUGUACUUCUUCCUCUGCAUGCUGUCCUUCACUGAUGCAUGCAACUCCUCUGCUAUUGCCCCCAAAUUACUUUGGGACUUGUUCUCUGAUAAGAAGACCAUUUCUUACAAUGGUUGUGCUGCCCAGUUGUAUUUCUUCUGUUUUCUGGUUGAUUCAGAAUCUUUCCUCCUGGCUGCCAUGGCAUAUGACAGAUACAUUGCAAUCUGUAACCCUCUGCUUUAUACCGUAAUUAUGUCCAGGAGAGUCUGUGGUCAGCUUGCAAUUGGAGCUUUCUUGAGCGGAACUAUAAGUGCAAUUGUUUACAGCACUAAUACGUUUCAUUUUUCAUUCUGCUCCAAUGAAAUUAACCAUUUCUUUUGUGACAUUUCCCCACUGUUCUCUCUGUCCUGCUCUGACACUUACCUGCAGGAAAUAACCCUCAUGGUCUUUGGGAGUUUCGUGGAAGCUGUCUGUCUUCUUGCUGUUUUCUCCUCUUACAUCUGCAUCAUAUCGGCCAUCCUUAAAACAGGUUCUGCAAAGGGAAGAAAGAAAGGAUUCUCCACUUGUGCCUCCCACAUGACAGUAGUCACUAUUUACCAUGGUACCCUGAUCUUCAUUUAUUUGCGCCCUACUGCAGGACAUUCAAUGGAUAUUGACAGGGCUACCUCUGUCUUCUACACAUUGACUAUACCCAUGUUGAAUCCCCUAAUAUAUAGUAUCAGAAACAAAGAUGUCAAAAUUGCCUUUAGAAAAAUCAUUAGCAGAACAUUACUUUUGUAG